AUGCCAACCGUUGCAGUAGACAAGGAAGAUCUAUGGAGGAGGCUGGGCCGUGCAUAUACUACGGAAGAAUUCGACCGGUUGAUGUUUGAGUUCGGCCUCGAGCUCGACGAAGAUACCACAGAAGAAGUGGAAGCGGCGAGGAAGAAGGGUCUACCUGUUGAGCGUCCACAAUUGAAAAUAGAGGUACCGGCGAAUCGGUACGAUCUACUUUGCAUCGAGGGAAUCUCCCGCGCUUUGCGUGUAUUCCUGGGAUUAGACAAGCCUCCAAUAUACAAGCUCGUAUAUCCGAAAGGUGGAAAAAAGGAUCUGAUCACAGUCACGGUUGCACCGGAGACGAAACAAAUUCGACCGUAUUUUGCAUGCGCCGUCCUACGCAAUGUCAAGUUCACGCAGUUGUCAUAUGACUCCUUCAUUGACUUGCAGGACAAGUUACACCAAAAUAUCUGCAGGCGACGACAGUUCGUCGCCAUCGGUACACAUGACUUGGAUACUAUAAUUCCACCGUUCAGAUAUGAAGCUAGACCACCCAAAGACAUCAAGUUUGUUCCUUUGAACAAGAAUAAAGCAUACACAGCCGAGGAGCUCAUGACACUAUACGAGUCCGAGAAGCACAUUGCUCGCUACCUGCACAUCAUCCGAGACUCUCCAGUAUACCCUAUUAUCUACGACACGAAGGAUCGAGUACUGUCCAUGCCGCCUAUCAUCAACUCGGAGCACAGUAAAAUAACGCUGAAUACCCGGAAUAUCUUCAUAGAUAUCACUGCUACUGACGAGACCAAGCUGGCCAUCGUCGCGAACAUACUCACCACUAUGUUCUCUGAAUACUGCGAGGAGCCGUUCGCUAUCGAGCCAUGCAAGGUCGUCUUCCCCGAUGGUACAACCCGCAUUACACCCGAUCUCUCGUACCGCCCCGCAACAGCACAUGCCUCGUACGUCAACUCAUGUACCGGGCUCAAGCUGAACGCAACCGAGGUAGCCUCCCUCCUCGAACGCAUGACUUUGCACGCAGCCGUGUCCUCCGACCCCGACGUUGUAGACGUGCAGAUCCCGCCUACGCGGCCCGAUAUCCUGCACGAGUGCGAUCUAAUGGAGGAUGCUGCGAUCGCAUACGGUUUCAACAAGCUGCCUGAUACCUUCCCCCCAACAAGCACUGUUGCGCAGCCACUGGCCCUCAGCAAACUCAGCGACAUCGUGCGCAAAGAAUGGGCGCUGGCGGGCUGGGUCGAAGUCCUCCCUCUGAUCCUGUGCUCGCACGAAGAAAACUUCGAGUGGCUGAACCGUGUCGACGACGGGACGCAGGCGGUGAAGAUCGGGAACCCGAAGACGCUCGAGUUCCAGGUCGUGCGCACGUCGCUCGUGCAGGGCCUCCUCAAGACGAUCCGCGAGAACCGCUCGCACCCGCUGCCGAUCCGCGUGUUCGAGACGUCCGAUGUCGUGUUCAAGGACACCGCGCGCGAGCGCCAGGCGCGCAACGUGCGCCACGCCGCGGCCGUGUGGUGCAACAAGACCGCGGGCUUCGAGGUCGUGCACGGCAUGCUCGACCGCAUCAUGCAGAUGCUCGAGGUCCCGCGCAUCGCAGGCACGGACGUCAAGGCGGAGACGGGGUACUACAUCAAGGAGCGCGAGGAUCCCACGUUCUUCCCCGGGCGCGCCGCCACGAUCUACUAUCGUGCGCCGCCACCGGAGAAGGGUACCCUGUCGGCGCUCAAGCGUACCGUCAACGCUGUCGUACACACGCCCGGCGACGAAGAGAUCGGCCUGCUGGGCAUCCUCCAUCCGUCCGUGCUGGAGAAGUUCGAGAUCCCGUACCCGUGCUCCGCGCUCGAGUUCUCGCUCGAGCCGUUCAAGUGGGAAAUGCACGAGCUAUGGACGGACGUGGAUUGA
Molecule: messenger RNA, 1884 nt
Organism: Sparassis crispa
Lineage: Eukaryota; Fungi; Basidiomycota; Agaricomycetes; Polyporales; Sparassidaceae
Product: Phenylalanine--tRNA ligase beta subunit
Exons: 10
Coding region: 1-1884 (627 amino acids)
Biological process (GO): phenylalanyl-tRNA aminoacylation
Cellular component (GO): phenylalanine-tRNA ligase complex; cytoplasm
Molecular function (GO): RNA binding; ATP binding; phenylalanine-tRNA ligase activity
Source: RefSeq, a predicted model, not a curated record